Messenger RNA from Aspergillus nomiae NRRL 13137, 1542 nucleotides. Its product is annotated as putative MFS transporter. Bases 1 to 1542 code for a protein of 513 amino acids. Gene Ontology annotation, biological process: transmembrane transport. The record is from RefSeq and is a predicted model, not a curated record. The transcript is spliced from 5 exons. NCBI's taxonomy places the organism in Eukaryota, Fungi, Ascomycota, Eurotiomycetes, Eurotiales, Aspergillaceae. Gene Ontology annotation, molecular function: transmembrane transporter activity.
AUGGAUGCUAAACACUCCCCAGAAACUCCAGACACCGAGAAGGACCGGCCGGUGGUUGAUCUCGAGGAGAUUGGGGAGCGCGAGGGAUACAUGCUUUACACGCCGCGCACCCAGAAUCAGAACCUCAAAACUACAGAUGAUGGCCUGACCGUGCUGAUCCCACAGCCCACGAACUUUCCUCAUGAUCCACUCAACUGGUCGCCGUUCAAGAAAAAUCUCAUUCUUUUUGUUAUUUCGGCCACUGCGUUUCUGCCGGAUUAUGGCAGUGCCACGGGUGCGGUGACGCUUCUUCAGCAGGCCAAACAAUGGAACAUGACAGAGGAUCAUGUCAACCAUUCGCAGGCCGGAAAUAUCUUUAUGCUGGGGGUUGGUGGCCCUAUCGUUGUCGCUCUGUCUGCCUACUUCGGUCGUCUUCCGGUGCUGUUUUAUUUUGUGGUGUUGGCACUUGCGAUGGCAAUCUGGUGCACCGCAGCACAAUCAUUUGAGUCAUUCAUGGCUGCCCGCAUUCUGAAUGGACUUUUCUCGACGGUUGCACAAGGCGGCGGCCUCAUGUUCAUCAAAGACAUGUUCUUCCUGCAUGAACAGGCCCGCAAAAUCAACAUUUGGUCCGGGUCCAUCAUCCUCUCGCCCUACCUGGGGCCGAUGUUCGCGGCCUUCAUAACCAACACCCAGGUCUGGCAAUGGGCCUUCGGUCUAUACAGCAUCGAAACCGGCCUCUGUCUCAUCGCAAUCAUUCUCUUCGUCGAAGAGACGUACUACGAUCGCAAAAACCACCAGCCAGACCUCAUCCCCAACGCCCCACGAUGGAAACGCAUGCUGGGCAUCCAGCAACGUCAGAGCGGAUACAUCGUCAACACCCCGAAGGACGCACUCAUGCGCCCAAUCACCGUCAUCAUGAAGCCAGUCGUACUCCUAUCUACCAUUUACUAUAUGCUUACCUUCGCCUGGGUGGUAGGCGUCAACACAACGCUCUCCAUCUUCGUCGGCCCAUUAUACGGCUUCGGUCCUAAGCAAAUCGGUUUCUUUUACUUUACCCCCGUCGUAGCCGCCAUCCUGGGCGAACUCACCGGCCACUGGCUGCACGACUACCUCGCCAAGCUCGCCACAAACCGCAACAAAGGCCGUCUGGAGCCCGAAGCCCGCCUCCUCGCCAUCUGGUUCGCGACGCCCUUCAUCCUGGCUGGGAUCAUCCUCCUCGGCUUCGCCCUCGAAGGUGCAUACCACUACAUGCUCACUGCCCUGGGAUGGGGGUUCUACGUCUUCGGCGUGAUGAUCGUCACCGUCGCCAUAAACGCCUACGUCCUUGAUAGCUACCCGGAGGCUAGUGGGGAAGUGGCUGCGUGGGUGAAUUUUGGACGCACGACGGGUGGGUUUAUUGUGAGCUAUUUCAUGGUCGAGUGGGCCAGUAAACAGGGUGCGAGGAGACAGUUUGGCACGAUGGCGGGGAUUGUCGUCGGGGCGGUUUUGAUUGUUUUGCUGCUGCAGGUUAAGGGGAAGGCAAUGAGGGCGUGGGCUGGGCCGGUGAAUUUCAAGUCAGGUUGA